AUGGCGAGACUCAAGCCAUCUGGGGAUGAGCAAAGAUGGAUCAACGCGGCCAAGAGAGACGUGAUCGCCAGCUUGCAAGCUCGGCUUUCGCACGUGGAGAAGCUGAACCAACAUCAGGCAGCGCGCCUCGCGAACCUCACGCAGGAGUCGGCGGAGCGUUGGCGUCGCGGAGCGCGGGGCGAGGUGGAGGCGCUGCGGGCGGAGAAUGCCAUGCUCCGGGCGGAGGAGGAUGACAUGGAGGACGUCGAGGACGAAGUGCGGCUGCUGCGAAUUGAGCGGGACGAGUACAAGGAGCAGUUUCAGGCAAUGACGAAGUUCUUGCAGGACUAUGGCCUCACCUGGGUGGGCGAGGAGGAAGGCGAGAAGGACGACACCGUGGCGGCGAAGCUGAGUCGGCCCGGCUCCAGCCAAGGAGUAGACACUGAGGUCAUGGCCACGCGGGUGGCCGAGCUCAACGCCUUGGUGCGGCAAGAGGGCGCCCGCAUCGUGGCCACCAGGGGCCCUGGGGGCGGACGACAGGGCAGAUAG
Effrenium voratum is the source of this 528-nucleotide messenger RNA. The record is from the annotation of a GenBank genome assembly. Lineage: Eukaryota; Dinophyceae; Suessiales; Symbiodiniaceae.